Messenger RNA from Populus euphratica (Euphrates poplar), 609 nucleotides. Its product is annotated as 60S ribosomal protein L35-like. Bases 62 to 433 code for a protein of 123 amino acids. The transcript has 4 exons. Gene Ontology annotation, cellular component: cytosolic large ribosomal subunit; ribosome. Gene Ontology annotation, biological process: translation; maturation of LSU-rRNA from tricistronic rRNA transcript (SSU-rRNA, 5.8S rRNA, LSU-rRNA). Gene Ontology annotation, molecular function: structural constituent of ribosome; mRNA binding. The record is from RefSeq and is a predicted model, not a curated record. NCBI's taxonomy places the organism in Eukaryota, Viridiplantae, Streptophyta, Magnoliopsida, Malpighiales, Salicaceae.
UCUCAGAGGGUUGCCCAACUGAGCAGGAGAAGCUGAAGCGGAGCCUCACAACAACCUUAAAAUGGCCAGGAUAAGGGUUCAUGAGUUGAGGGAAAAGUCAAAGACAGAGCUCCUAGCUCAGUUGAAGGAGCUCAAAGCAGAACUAGCCCUCCUCCGAGUUGCAAAGGUUACUGGGGGUGCCCCAAACAAGCUCUCCAAGAUAAAGGUGGUGAGGUUGUCAGUGGCGCAGGUGUUGACUGUGAUAUCACAGAAACAGAAAGCCGCACUCAGGGAAGUUUACAAGAAUAAGAAGUUUCUGCCUCUUGAUCUCCGUCCCAAGAAAACCCGUGCUAUUCGCAGACGUCUUACUAAACACCAGGCAUCUUUGAAGACAGAACGUGAGAAGAAGAGGGACAUUUACUUCCCAAUUAGAAAAUAUGCAAUCAAAGCAUAGGGUAUUCUGUAGCGCAUUUGAUAUAGUUGUAGCCAUGUUGAGGCAACCAUUUUACUUCUUUAUUCUUGUUGGAGUACUUAUUUAGUUUUUUUAUCUUGAAAUUCAGAAUUUGUGUUCUUUGGAUUCGAUCAUAUUGCAUAUCCUUAUAUGGUUUUACUGGAAAAGUCAUUGACUGA